AUGGAUCCAUCCUUGUCCCUAUCUGAUGGUGAAAGUGAUGAUGAGAGCUCAUCAAGUACAGUAAGGAAGACAUAUGUUAUCUUUCGUAUGUUGGAAUUUGCUUCCCAGGCUUCACAAUGGCAUGAAAGACAUAGGGUGAAAGAACCAAGUAUUGAUUACAGCAUAGCACGAGAAAUCUAUCUAAGGCGUCUAUAUUAUGGAAAUGAUAGGGUUUGUAGGGAGCAACUCCGUCUCAAUAAACAUUGUUUUUCUGUUUUAUGUACCAAGUUAAAGGAGUUGGGGAUGAAAGAUUCAAACCAUGUCACGGUUGAAGAAGUAGUUGCAAUGUUUCUUUAUGUCCUCUCUUUUAAUCUGACAAACCGCAAAGUCAGUUUUGAUUUCAUUAGAUCAGGGGAUACUGUUAGUCGAUACUUCAAUAUGGUCCUACAUGCUGUACUAAAACUGGGGAGGCAAUAUGUGGUGCAACCUACAACAGAAAUGGAAGGAUUUGAGGAUGAAAAAUGGGACUGGUUUGAGUCUAAAAAUUUUAAUAAUUAA
Messenger RNA from Oldenlandia corymbosa var. corymbosa, 537 nucleotides. NCBI's taxonomy places the organism in Eukaryota, Viridiplantae, Streptophyta, Magnoliopsida, Gentianales, Rubiaceae. The record is from the annotation of a GenBank genome assembly.